This is a messenger RNA of Brienomyrus brachyistius, 1489 nucleotides long. Its product is annotated as transcription factor HES-5-like. Gene Ontology annotation, molecular function: DNA-binding transcription factor activity, RNA polymerase II-specific; protein dimerization activity; RNA polymerase II cis-regulatory region sequence-specific DNA binding. The transcript is spliced from 2 exons. Gene Ontology annotation, biological process: regulation of neurogenesis; anterior/posterior pattern specification; regulation of transcription by RNA polymerase II. Bases 611 to 1090 code for a protein of 159 amino acids. The record is from RefSeq and is a predicted model, not a curated record. Gene Ontology annotation, cellular component: nucleus. Lineage: Eukaryota; Metazoa; Chordata; Actinopteri; Osteoglossiformes; Mormyridae.
UGUGUGUGUGCGUGCGUGUGUGUGUGUACAUGCAUGCGUGCAUGUAUCUUCAUAUGAAUAUUUUGGGAAUUAUUGCAGACAGUUGCAGAGUUGUGAAAAUGGGAGAUUCUGUGCACAUUUCUGACAUGUCAGGUUGCAGUAUAUUUUAACAGCACAUUUUUUUCCUAUUACUGUACCCUAAUACAUUGAUAUUAUGUCACUUGACCAUAGCAUCUAAAACAAAGUGACUUUCACUCCAUUAAGACAAGUAGAUAUUUUCACUGAGUCGCAUCAAAUUAAACGUCUUUCUUUCUGCUGGAAAGAGUGUACGCUGUGAUAUUUCACCCUCAGGUAACAAAAUCACCCGUGUGCCUUAUCAGUCAGUGCUGCUGAUAUGAAGACAAUUCCCCCGGCGAAGCAGCAUGCGGCCAGUUAACCGUGAAAUAAUGUGGGUGAUUCUUCUCCUAUUGUUGUGAAGACCUCGCCCACUGCCCCCUGAGUGUGGGAAACCUAAUCCUGCCUUGGGCACAUGGCUUUGUAAUGCAAAUGCGGCUCUAUAAAUAGGAGCGGAGAGCCCUCAGUCAGAACACAAUCACCCUGACUUCUUCUGAGACUCCUGACCAACAGAAACAUGGCUCCUUACUCCUACUGCAGUGACGCUGCCAGUCUAAAGAUGUCCGGCAAGGAAAAGAAUAAACUAAGAAAACCAGUGGUGGAGAAGAUGCGCAGAGAUCGCAUCAACAGCUGCAUAGAGCAGCUCAAGAAGCUCCUGGAGAAGGAAUUCCAGCAGCAGGACCCCAACGCCAAGCUGGAGAAGGCCGACGUCCUGGAGAUGACAGUGACCUUCCUGAAGCAGCAGCUCCGACCUCGGGCUUCUUUCUCCGCCGUCCCCAGGGCGCACAGUGAAGGCUACACCCAGUGCUGGCGGGAGACCCUCCACUUCCUGUCCAGCUGCAAGGGUGCCGUGCCCCUGCAGUGGCUUCACUGUCUCCAUGGAUCCCAGAGGGCCACUCAGCAGCUCUACCCCAUGUCUCCUGCCAGCUCCACAUGUGAACUGGUUCCAGUGAAGCAAGAACCUGGUGCUGAGAAACCCAUCUGGAGGCCGUGGUAGAGCCACUGGGACAUGAGAACCUGAGGGGUGGUCAUCUGCCUCUCAAAGUGUAGGAAAGAUCAUUUCCACAGUGUUUAAUAUGUUGGGGAUUUCCUUUAUAUUGAAGGAUGUGUAUGUCUGUAACAGACUUAUUUUUAUGUAGCUUCUUCUCAAAGGAGAUUAUUGUGUCGUUUUGUUUUCUUAUAUGAGUUAAAAUCUGCCCUUACAAUGAUGGUGUGAUGAAUCAUUGGGGAAUCUAAACAUGUAUGGCUGCUGUGCAGCAAAAGUUUUUCUUGAAGGUACUGCUUGUCCUUUCAGUUGUAUACGUUACGAAACGUGAGGCAACUUUUUUAUUUUUGAUGGUAGAAUAUGUGUUCUGACGCUUUUAGGCAACUCAAAAUGUUGUAUGUUUCAUCAUCC